Messenger RNA from Eleginops maclovinus (Patagonian blennie), 4836 nucleotides. RefSeq names its product Rho GTPase activating protein 46a (gene arhgap46a). Bases 176 to 3628 code for a protein of 1150 amino acids. Gene Ontology annotation, molecular function: protein binding; GTPase activator activity. The record is from RefSeq and is a predicted model, not a curated record. Lineage: Eukaryota; Metazoa; Chordata; Actinopteri; Perciformes; Eleginopidae. The transcript has 10 exons. Gene Ontology annotation, biological process: signal transduction. Gene Ontology annotation, cellular component: cytoskeleton; cytoplasm.
CAACCUAUGACUCACAUGCGGGGGCGGAGACUCCAUAUCGGAUUCACCACGGAGGACUGUCCCGUACUCACUCCUCGGACGACCGUACUAUUCGCACAGAAAACUACCUUCAAUCCGAAACCAGCUUAAAUAUCGUUUCCUUUUGCCUACGCCUUGCUUACAAUGUGAAGGAAAAAUGGCCGGAACAAGUGCUGAUUGGGUGGAGAUCCUGGAGCCACGCUCCCGUGAGCGCAUGUAUGUGAACUUGACCAGUGGGGAGUGCGGCUGGGAAGCCCCCUCAGGUGUUCCUGUCCGGCAGGCGGACGGUAACCAGUGGUGGGAGCUGUUCGACCACCACAGUGGCCGCUUCUACUACUAUAACUCCACCGGGGGGCGCACGGUCUGGCAUCGACCCCAGGGCGCUGAUAUAGUGCCGCUCUCCCAGCUUCAGGCCAUGAGGCGAUGCAGUGAGGCCAAGCGGGCCGGAGGCAGCGUGGACAGGAACCACCACGGGACCACGGGGAGUAUCAGCAGCGUAGGGAGCCAGGGCCGCUUCACACCUCUACCCGAGCAGGACGGAGACAGCCCUGUCCCCGGAGCUCCGGACACCAAAGAUGAGAGAGACACCCCCGAGCUAGACCCGGCAGAGGAAACGAGACAUCAGGGAGACGGAAGCAGCAGUGAGAACAGCACAGACGGCAGCAAAGACCCCCAGAGUGAUGCAUCUCAAAGAUGGCAGCCCGCCCCGGGUUCUAAGGCAGCCAUGUUGGUGAAGGUGAACAGCAUGAGCCGAAGCCAGCCAAUCCCAGCCUUGCAGCAGCAGCAGCAGCUCCAGCACAGUUCACAAAGCAAGACCUUCACCCUGCACCCCUCUGGCAACAAGGCCCAGGCAGGACACAUAAGCUCCCCCCAGGGAUAUAAAACCACCCCUUCUGGCAAAAUGUCAGCUGACACUCGGCAGGCCCACCACCUGAGGAAGGCCAGCAAUGGCAGCUUCUGUGUGGUGACGUCAGACAGUACCCAUCCAAGUCCGCUCCUCCACAGGUCUCAGACCAGCACUCCCUGUCCCGCCUCGCCCCAGUAUGGUUGCACUACUCCGAUCUACGACGAGCCAGUGACAGAAUGUCCCAUAUAUGAUGAACCUCCCACAGACAUGGAGGUAGAGGGGGCCCACCUUUACAACGGGCAACAUCUGUCUCGCCUGACGCCCACCCACAGCCUCCAGAAACCAAGACUCCUCCAGCACCCGGGUCCAUCCCAUCCCGGGUCCCGACACAGGAGGAACCCCUCCGCCUCUGACUACAGCCCAGCUGGUCUGGAGUGCAUCAAGCACAUGAUCAACGUGGACCCCAAGCAGGGGCUCCUACCUGGCUCUCCUGUCCCCUCCCACCGCACCCCUUCCCCUCCCUCCAGGCAGGAUCCUGUCUUGACCCCUCCUCCGCCUCACGCCCAACUCCAGGCCCACUCUUUGCCUCAGGCUCGAGGUCAGCUGAGGGACAGAGAACCAGGCACCCCGGGCCCCAGUACACUGGAUAAGAAGCAAAGCUGGCGGGUCCUGGAGGCCACGGUGCAGCGCGCCAUGGAGGCCCGACACAGCCGGCAGAGCAGCCAGGCCUCGCAGGACUUCCCCACCUCCACCCCCCAGACCACUGCGAACUAUCAGGACUCUGGUUACUCCACCGGCCCCUCCCCGAGUUUGAGGCGUAAGAGCCGGAGGAGGAUGGGAGCCGGCGGCGGGGCGGGAGGCAGGCCGGGGUCCGUAGGCAGCAGCGGGGAGCUGUGCGCCCUCAACGAGAAGCUCAUGGCCGAGAUGAGGGAGGUGGUGAGUCGCUCCAACACCAUGAGGGAGGUGCGGGCGGGGCUGGACCCGGAGAUCGGGGAGAGGGCUGUUGUGCCUCGGACGCGCUCCCCCGCCGACUCUCUCAGGUGGUACGGGGGAGUCGGAGGGGGGUCUUCGAGCAGAUGCGACUCCCGAGAAGAGCUCAGCGGGGCCGCCCGGUCGCUGAACAGGGCGGGUAACCAUGGCAACCCUGCGCUGACACCUCUGGAGAUCCCAGGGAGGCAGAAGAGGACGUAUGAGAAGGUGGACACUUUGGAGCUGAGCAUCAACAGCCAGGCCAGCCUGUCCUCACCGGAGACCCCUGGACCCCCAUCACAGACGAGCACCUUGGAGCUGCAGGCCCAGCUGGAGAGCAGGAAGAAAGGCAUGGCGGACGGACGCACCGCCUCCCUGGGCCCUCAUCGCCCCGCCAACCACAACCUCAGAGAAGGAAGUGACGGCGCAGGAGGACGAUCUCAAGGAUCCUCCUACCAGCUGUCCUACGCCACCCUGCGUCAGCCCCCCCCUCCUGAUACGGGCAUGGAAGACUGGGCUAGCAAGCACCUCAACAUGCACACGCAGGGCCUGUUCAGACGCCGUGUCUCCAUCGCUAACAUGCUAUCGUGGAACCGUGGAUCCAUCAAGAAGCCCAUGUUGGUCACCAGCAACCGCGCCGUGAGAAAGGAGGCCUGCGAGAUGUUCAAACUGCUGCAGGCCUACAUGGGAGACCGGCCUUCGCGUCUGGACCGCCGCCACUGCGCCCUCCUCAUCAUCACCAAGUGCUGGGACAUGCCCGGGCUGCGGGACGAGCUCUACGUGCAGCUGGUGAGGCAGACCACAGGAAACGCCACCCCCAGGAGCUUGGCGGCAGGGUGGGAGCUGAUGGCUGUCAGCUUGGCGUUCUUCGCCCCAUCGCCCAAGUUCCGCUGCUACCUGGAGGGCUACAUCCAGAGACACACGGAGCCAACCAGCGACAAGAAAUGUGAGUCUCAGACUGAGGAAGACGUGACUCAGUUCAUACUGGACCAGCAGGAGCUGAAGCUGAAGAAGAAUUCAAAGUCCAGAAAGAAGCGGAAACAGAACACGGAUGACGAAGAAGGUCUGCCUAUCAGCACAUAUGCCAAGUUCUGCUAUCGGAAACUGCAGAAGGUGGCGAUCACAGGGGGCAAAAAGGGUCUACGUAAGCCCACCUUGGAGGAGAUCGACCAUAGUAGGCGGGCCAUUGUCACUCCCUCCCUGUUCGGUAGCUCUCUGGAGGAGGUGAUGGAGCGGCAGAGCGAGCUGUUCCCCGACAGGAAGCUGCCCUGGGUGCAGGUGCAGCUCUCCCAAUAUGUCCUGGCCCUGGGCGGGGCUCAGACGGAGGGAAUCUUCAGAGUGCCUGGAGACAUUGAUGAAGUGAACGCGUUGAAGCUCCAGGUAGACCAGUGGAGGAUCCCGGAGAACCUCUCUGACCCCAACGUUCCUGCCUCUCUGAUGAAGCUGUGGUAUCGGGAGCUGGAGGAGCCUCUCAUCCCGAUGAACUUCUACAAGCAGUGCGUGAAUAACUGUGACGACCCUGUGGCGGCCAUCGCUGUGGUUCAGUCUCUGCCUGAGCUCAACAGGCUGGUGCUCUGCUACUUCAUCCACUUCCUGCAGGUUUUUGCUCAGCCAUCAAACGUGGCGAUAACAAAAAUGGAUGUGAACAACCUGGCCAUGGUGAUGGCCCCCAACUGCCUGCGUUGCCAGUCCGACGACCCGCGGAUCAUCUUCGAGAACACGCGCAAGGAGAUGUCCUUCCUGAGGAUGCUCAUCGUGCAUCUGGAAACCAGCUUCAUCGAAGGAGUGGUGUAACCGCGGGACUCGCCUCAGGUGCUGAAUCAGCAUCUCCAGUUACACCUUCCAUCAUGCAUAAACACUGUUUUCUGUUCAGACCACACUGGAAACUCUCGGGGGGGGGGGUGGGGGGGGACUACACCUCUGUUACACAAAAACAAAUUCAAAACAACUCAAACUUUUGGACCCUGGUUCUCACACACAUCACCUUAGGGCUCGCUGUUUUAUUUUCAUACUAAAAUGUUUAACAGGGCUGCAUGUGAAAACAGGUUUAACUUCCUCUGGGUAGUGAGGCUCUUGCAGUAUUCACUUGCACAGCGAAUCUAAAGACAUUGUGGACUCAUUCAAGUGUGUUAGUGUGUGUGUGUUUGUGUGUGUGUGUGUGUGUGUGUGUGUGUGUUAUGGUCAGAGUGUGAACGAAAGACACAGCCUUCUUUCAUCCUGUACAGAAAAUGUUUAAAUAUAAAAAAAAGUAAAAGAACUCUUACAAUGGUGUCUGAUUAAUAAGCUUUGUUUUGAGUAGUUGAACUGAAAGCUCCUCGUUUCACAAGAAUAAGAAACGUUUCUGACCGAGUGCAGAAACUUCAUUUCAAAGCACAAACUGGAAAGAUGUGCAGAAAGCUCUUUCUAAUACUUGGUGGAGAUUUCUAAGGAAAAAUAAAUGUGCAUUGAUUUGAAAGUGGAUUCAGACACCAGUGUUGUGAUUACAGUUUAUCAUAGUGAUGUGAGAGGUUGGUAAUUCAACCAAUAAUACUCCUUUUCUAAGUCUUUCAAUUGGAAGUGUGUUCUCUUUUGUUUGUGGUCUGUUGGUGUUUUGGCUCAGGUCUUAUGAUAAAAACGGGUGUUGACCUCACAGACUGCACAUUUAAUCUAUCACAAACCCCGUGCUGAGAAUGGCGUCUUGUUCUAUGAGAAUGUAGAUUGAGCUUUUCGUGUCCCCUCUCAGGCUUUGCGAUGUAAAUAAAUAAUGCGUGUAAAUAGUAUUAACUCUCCCUAAUUGUAAUCUAAUGAUCCAGGUUAAGGGUGAUGUAAAAUAUUGCAGUUAAAAAGCAAUAAAAAGUGUUCUUUUUGUAAUUAACUGUGCAUUUUUCUGCUGUAACCGCCUGCCUUUUGAACAUAGGACUGAUUCAAACCACUUUCCAUGUGUGUGCGUGUGUGUAUAUGUGUGUUUGCAUAUGUUAUAAUAUGGAAUGGCUGUCCAUAAAUAAAGGUUUGUUAAAAUUGUA